Messenger RNA from Sesamum indicum (sesame), 1428 nucleotides. RefSeq names its product exopolygalacturonase. Gene Ontology annotation, biological process: carbohydrate metabolic process. Gene Ontology annotation, molecular function: polygalacturonase activity. The record is from RefSeq and is a predicted model, not a curated record. Lineage: Eukaryota; Viridiplantae; Streptophyta; Magnoliopsida; Lamiales; Pedaliaceae.
UGGGAGAGAAUCUCCAUCCCUGAAAGAAUCAGCUACAAAAAGCUCGGAAGAUGAGCAAAAUUGGUACUCAGAAGCCAUUGGCUUUGCCACUACUCAAAACAUCUCAACCUUCUUUGACAUAGCACAAGAAUUGUGGUUGGGGCGCCGAUGAUAUGGCUAUUCCCGCAGGAACUCGUCUGAUCGUCCAGCUUCUGGGCAUAUGCAUAGCCUGUUUUCUAUCCAUCAACGGCGUUGAAUCCAACCCCUCCUCCGAAGCAGUUUUCGACAUUUUCAACUACGGCGCUAAAACUGAACCAAAAUUUGACAAUGCACAGGCUAUUAUUAAGGCUUGGAAGGCAGCAUGUGAGUCGAGCGGACCGGCAAAGGUUGUGAUCCCUGCCGGGGAUUUCAUGGCCGGCGAGGUUGUUUUCUCUGGACCCUGUAAGGCUCACACCACCACCGUCGAAAUCCAGGGCCAUCUAUUGGCAAACAUUGACCCGAGUACUUAUACUAGCGGCGCCUGGAUCAUGGUCCAAAGGGUCGACAAUGUUGUGCUCACCGGUGGAGGGAUCAUCAACGGUGAGGGCAAGUAUGAUUGGAAGUACGCAGAUGGUGUCAGCCCUCUUCCAGUUUCUCUAAUAUUUCAAGAGGUUGGAAACAGCAAAGCACACAACUUGAAAUUUGUAGACAGCAUGGGUUUCCACAUUGAGGUGAUGGACAGUCACGAAAUCGACCUGUUUAACUUGACGAUCACUGCCCCAGGAGAUAGCCCUUACACCGAUGGAGUCCACCUCACUAAUAACAUAAAUGUUAACGUAACCGACUCCGUCAUAGCAACAGGAGAUGAUUGUGUUUCGAUUGGACAUGGCAACCAAAACAUCGUUGUUGCCAGAAUAACCUGUGGUCCCGGACAUGGAAUCUGUGUCGGGAACCUGGGAAAGCAGGCGGACGAGAAAGACCUGAAAGGAGUGACCAUAAGCAACUGCACACUCACAGGGACGACAAACGGUGCAAGAAUCAAAACGUACCACGAUUCGGCCCAGAUUACGGCCAGCGACAUUGUUUUCCAAGAUAUUCAGAUGAAUAAUGUUCAGAAUCCAAUCAUGAUUGAUCAGCAUUACAACUCCACAACAACAACCGCGCAAUCGAAGGUGAAGAUCAGUAACGCUCGAUUCGUGAACAUAAAGGGGAGCUCAGCUUCGGCGGUGGCCGUGUCGCUGAAUUGCAGUUCCGCAGUCCCUUGUGAAGGCAUUGAACUGGCGGACAUUGAUCUCAAGCCCGCUGGUUCCACAGGCCCUCUCACCUCUGCAUGUUCCAACGCCAAAACUGUACUCAAAGGAACACAAAGUCCCCCAGGUCCCGCUAAUUGUCUCUAAAUUUUAUUCUGCAAGAAAAUUAGCAGCAUCACAGGGAAUUUUAGAGUACUAUAAUAUAUAUUUUUAAUCUCCA